AUGAAUGAGAUACCUUUUGUAGUUUCACAGCGCAACCGCACUGUUCAACAAGUUCGAUAUUGCGGCGAUACAAUCGCGGUUUUAAAAGACGGCUCUCCGUGCAAAGGCCUUCUACCUUUUCCCUUGGAGCGCUAUGAACUAGAACCCUUGGAGCUUUCCAAGAGCGAACCCACAACCGUGACGUUGAAACCGCAUCCAUGGAAGUUUCAGCUCAAAUGCGUUAUUGCGAUGAAUCCUCUCGCGGAGCGUCAUUGGUUCUUUCUUUCCGCACCCCGGGAUCACAAUCUAAAGGACGCGAGCCUAUCAUUUAGCCAAAGGAACUUGACAACGCUGCGCGGCGACUUCGAAGGGCUUUUAGAGUCGUGUUUAAAUAUGGGGCCGAGGGCCUAUCGACUCUUUUUGAUGAGCGAGCCCCGCCUAACGGAGGGGGUCCCUGCAGGUUGCUUUCGGCUGCCAAAGGGGGAUACCGCCCCGGGUGCGACCGCGUUGCCGCAUGAGCGCGUUUGGUUUGCCGACCUCUCAGGUGAAAUCGCGACGAUGAUUUGGGAGUUUAUUCACGACUUUUUCAUCAAUAAUUUGGUAGAUCCGACGGUGGUAGUAUGGCCGCCCGGCUUGCCAUUUCCAGUGAACGCCCACGCAUCGGUCGAUGCGCUUCGCCGGGCGGAGCAUGAGAUGCUUUUGCUCCCACCGCGGCGCCUUCUUCACAUCGAGCGGCGACUCCACGACUGGGAGACGGCCGAGGAUUUGGUAAACCCCGUCCCGACCGCCCGAACCAACUGCGAGCCGCCGCGAAUGAUUUCAAAUCCCCAUCGGGCGCUCAAAAAAGGCCCUUCGCCACUCAUUGAGGGCGCGACGAUGCACUUGGUUAGCGGGACUUAUGAUUAUUUUCACUACCGCUCGGAUGGCUUCGUCGAUGAUGGAUGGGGUUGUGCGUACCGCAGCCUGCAAACGAUUCUUUCUUGGUUUCUCCACGAAGGCUACCUUGGGCUGAUGGUUCCAUCCAUCCAAUCUCUGCAAAAAAUCAUAGCCGUUGUGGAUCCGGAUAAAGCUCGCAAACCUGAUUUUGUCGGAUCGAAGGAAUGGAUCGGUUCUAUCGAGAUUAUGUUGACCUUGGGGCACUUAAUGCCCGGGCUCGAAUGCACAAUUAAACAUUUAAAAAGUGGCUCAGAGUUGGAUACUGAUCCUUCCCUGCAAUUUACUUUGCAAGAGCAUUUCAAGCAAGAGCGGUCUCCGCCCAUCAUGAUUGGUGGCAGUGGAUAUGCACAGACAAUUUUAGGCAUCUAUGUGGAUCUCAACACAGCUGAGGCGCUUUAUCUUAUCUUGGAUCCACACUAUUCUGCAAAUCCUACAGAUCUUAAGACUGUCGUUAGUAAAGGUUAUAUCGGAUGGAAACAAGCAAAGAAGUUUUUCAACUCUAACACUUGGUAUAAUAUUUGCAUUCCGCGUGUGGAUCUUUACGAUCCGCGAUGA
Molecule: messenger RNA, 1470 nt
Organism: Phytomonas sp. Hart1
Lineage: Eukaryota; Euglenozoa; Kinetoplastea; Trypanosomatida; Trypanosomatidae
Source: the annotation of a GenBank genome assembly